AUGGCGGAUUCCCAAACAAAAUGGACUGCCCCGGCCGUCAGAAAGCAGUUCUUGGAGUUCUUUGAGAAAAAGGGUCACACUAUUGUGCCCUCAUCCUCGGUCGUCCCCCACAAUGACCCUACCCUCCUCUUCACAAAUGCUGGGAUGAACCAGUUCAAACCAAUUUUCUUGGGUACCGUUGGCAAGACGGAUGGCAUGGCAAAAUUGAAGAGAGCGGUGGAUACGCAGAAGUGUAUUCGCGCGGGAGGAAAGCAUAAUGAUCUUGACGAUGUUGGAAAGGACAGCUACCAUCAUACUUUCUUUGAGAUGUUGGGCAACUGGUCCUUCGGCGACUAUUUCAAGGAGGAGGCUAUCACUAUGUCCUGGGAGCUUCUUACAAAGAUUUACGGGCUGGAUCCGGAACGCAUAUAUGUCUCCUACUUCGAAGGCGAUCCCGCCACUGGCCUAGAACCAGAUCUAGAGGCCAAGGAGUUGUGGAAAAAGGUCGGCGUGGCGGAUGACCAUAUAUUACCAGGAAAUAUGCAGGAUAACUUCUGGGAAAUGGGUGAUCAAGGACCAUGCGGCCCGUGUAGCGAAGUUCACUACGACAGAAUAGGUGGAAGAAACGCCGCUCAUCUUGUCAACCAAGAUGACCCGAACGUCCUCGAGAUUUGGAACAACGUCUUCAUUCAGUUCGACAGACAAAAAGACAGGUCUCUGAGGUCACUGCCGGCGAAGCAUGUUGAUACUGGUAUGGGGUACGAGCGAUUGGUGUCGGUCUUACAAAACAAGUCAUCCAACUAUGAUACGGAUGUUUUCUCUCCCUUAUUUGCCCGGAUACAAGAGGUUACAGGAGCUAGAAACUACACGGACAAGUAUGGCAAGGAUGAUGUUGAUGGCAUCGAUACUGCAUAUCGUGUUAUUGCCGAUCACAUUCGUCUAUUGACAUUCGCCAUAUCUGAUGGAGGUGUACCCAACAAUGAAGGAAGAGGUUACGUUGUCCGACGUGUCCUACGGCGGGGAUCACGCUUUGCUCGAAAAUAUUUCAAUGCCGAGAUUGGGAGCUUCUUCUCCCAGAUUCUUCCAGCUCUUGUCGAGCAAAUGGGAGAGCAGUUCCCCGAAAUUGUGAAGAAGCAGCAGGACGUCAAGGAAAUUUUGGACGAGGAAGAGGAGGCCUUUGCCAGAACCUUAGAUCGUGGCGAGAAGAUGUUCGAGAAAUACGCUGCUCAAGCCAUCAAGAACAAUACGAAAAAGCUUUCUGGUGCUGAUGUUUGGCGUCUGUACGAUACAUUCGGAUUUCCUGAGGAUCUAACCAAGAUUAUGGCAGAAGAGAGAGGCCUAGAGACUGACGAUGCUGAGAUUGAAAUCGCCAAGUUAAAGGCUCGCGAGGCAAGCAAAUCUGUCAAGGAGGCGGCCCAUACCUUCGCAAAAUUAGACGUCCAUCAAAUUGCCGAAUUGGACAAGAUUGGAGUUCCGAGACCAAACGACGAGGGUAAAUUCCAUAAGGGCUACACUACCGCCAAGGUUCAAUUGAUUUAUGAUGGCAAGGAGUUCACGAAGUCCACGGCAGAUCUUCCAUCCGAUAAACCAUUUGGCAUUUUGGUAGACAAGACAAACUUUUACGCAGAGGCAGGAGGCCAAGUUGCUGAUACUGGCAAGAUCAUCAUUGAUGACGUUGCCGAGUUCAAGGUUUUGGAUGUCCAGGCGUAUGGUGGAUAUAUCAUUCACAAUGGUUACCUCGAAUACGGCCAGUUGAAGGCAGGAGAUGAGGUAAUCUGCGAGUACGAUGAAUUGAGGAGGCAACCUAUCCGCAACAAUCACACUGGAACCCACAUUCUCAAUCACUCACUACGAGAGCACCUUGGUGAUGAUAUCACUCAAAAGGGAUCUCUUGUCGACGCCGACAAGUUACGUUUUGACUUCUCGCACAAGGCUCAGGUAACUCUUCAAGAACUCAAGAAGAUCGAGGACUCAUCAAAUUCGUACAUCAAACAGAAUUGCAAGAUAUAUUCAAAGGAUGUAGAUCUUGAUGUUGCUAGAGGAAUCGAAGGUGUUCGCGCUGUAUUCGGAGAGGCUUAUCCAAAUCCGGUUAGAGUCAUCUCCGUUGGAGUUGACGUGGAUACUCUCCUUGCAGAGCCUCGAAACCCGGAAUGGCGAAAGGUCAGUGUAGAAUUCUGCGGUGGUACGCAUGUAGAUCAGACUGGCUUGAUCAAAGAUCUUGUAAUCGUUGAAGAGAGCGGUAUCGCAAAGGGUAUCCGACGAAUCAUUGCCUAUACCGGUGAUGCUGCUCACGAAGUUCAACGACAGGCUGUUGAAUUUGGCAAGCGUAUCGCGGCUGUAGACGAGAUGCCUAAUGGCCCUGAGAAGGAGGCUGCAGUUAAGGCGACUCAACAAGAUUUGAGCCAACUGACAGUUUCGACCUUGACGAAGGAGGAAUUGAAGAAGCAGUUUGCUAAAGUGCAAAAAGAUGUUUUGGAUGAGCAAAAGAAGAAGCAAAAGGCCGAGUCGAAGACCGCCUUGGAUACCGUCACAGGACAUUUCGCGCUUCCCGACAACAAGGAUAGCAAGGUGUACAUCGGCAAACUGCCCAUUGGUGCAAACUCAAAGGCCAUUGCUGAUGUCAUGAAUCACUUCAAGUCGAAGGCAAAGGACAAGACUGUUUAUUUGUUUGGCGGCAGCGAGUCUGAUGGUGCUGUUGUGCACGGAGUUUAUGUUGGCACUGAACAUUCAUCUAAAGGAGUUACUGCUGAGCACUGGGCCGCUGCAGUCUCGGAAGUAGUAGGAGGGCGAUCAGGAGGCAAGGAGCCAACGAGAACCGGCCAAGGGACCAACCCCGAGAGGAUUGAGGAAGCCGUUGCUGUCGCUGAGAAGUGGUUUGCGGAGAAGCUCAAGAUCUAA
Venustampulla echinocandica is the source of this 2877-nucleotide messenger RNA. Its product is annotated as Alanine--tRNA ligase. NCBI's taxonomy places the organism in Eukaryota, Fungi, Ascomycota, Leotiomycetes, Helotiales, Pleuroascaceae. Gene Ontology annotation, cellular component: mitochondrion; cytoplasm. Gene Ontology annotation, molecular function: aminoacyl-tRNA deacylase activity; ATP binding; nucleic acid binding. Gene Ontology annotation, biological process: alanyl-tRNA aminoacylation; tRNA modification. The record is from RefSeq and is a predicted model, not a curated record. The coding region runs from base 1 to 2877 and encodes 958 amino acids. The transcript has 4 exons.